Danaus plexippus (monarch butterfly) is the source of this 4252-nucleotide messenger RNA. RefSeq names its product DNA topoisomerase I, mitochondrial (gene Top1). Gene Ontology annotation, cellular component: chromosome; nucleolus. The record is from RefSeq and is a predicted model, not a curated record. Gene Ontology annotation, biological process: DNA topological change; chromosome segregation; DNA replication. Gene Ontology annotation, molecular function: DNA binding; DNA topoisomerase type I (single strand cut, ATP-independent) activity. Lineage: Eukaryota; Metazoa; Arthropoda; Insecta; Lepidoptera; Nymphalidae.
AUAUAUUAAUUUCAUUUUUGUAGAGUGCAAUCUAGUAAAAUUCUGAGGGUGAAAGGUUAAAGUUAUUAUUCUUAAACACAAUAAUUGUUUUUUUUUUCGACUUAGAGUUAAAUUUAUCUAGGAAGCAAUAUAAAAUGACCAUUAUGACUGAUUCAUUGUGGCGUAAUAUUUUUAAGACCUACAUAGAAAUUGUUAAAGAUUUUAUUUAUUUUACAAGCUGACAACAUAUCAUGAAACCUGAAGUUUAAACUAAGUCCAUUGAACUAACUCACCUGAAGUUGUCGAGUUAUGCGAAAUACGCAUGCGCAUUCGUCGCGUCGCAGCACUUAUAAUUAUUGCGUUCAGUCGACCGGCCUCAUGUAAUCUCGAACAAACGAAGUUAUACGUAGGCAAAAUGAGUGUUGAAAAUCCAGCCAGUGAUGAUGGUGAUUCAGGAAAAGUAAAUGGAAAUAAAAGUGAACACGUGAACGGCAUUCAAAACGGAUACAGCAGCUCCGAGAAGCACAAAAGCAGCCACAAAUCAUCUAGUAAAGAUAAACAUCGCGACAAAGAACGUGACCACAAAAGCUCGAAACAUAGCAGCAGUUCAAGCAGAGACAAAGAUAAGGAUCGUCAUUCAAGCAAUAAAAAUCAUAGCAGCUCCCACAAGUCAUCCAGCAGAGAUAAAGAACGGGAUAGGGAACACAGAGACGACAAACAUAAGGAUAGAGAAAGAUCUGAUAGAGAGAGAAGUGAUAAAGAUAGGGACAGGCACAAGAGUGACAAAGACAGACAUAGGGAGAGGAGUGAAAAAGAUAAAGAUAGAAGUGAAAAAGAUAAACAUAAAUCCAGUAAUGGUGAGAAGAAGUCUUCAAAGGAACAUUCAUCUUCAUCUAGGGACAAAGAUAAAUCAAAGGAUACAGAUAAACACAGGGACCAUGAUAAAGACAGAAGUUACAAAGAAAAACAUAGAAGCGAUAAAGACAGACACUCCAGCUCAAAGGAGAAACACAGUUCUAGUAAAAGUAAGGAAAAAAGUAGUUCUGAAAAAAAUGACAAAGUCAAAUUGGAAGAGGAGUAUCGGGAUUCAUCGAUGAAACAGGAAUACAUGGAGGUUGACGAACCAACAGUAAAGAGGGAAAUGAAAUCUGAAAGCGAUGAUGGCUAUGGGGGGGCUCUUAAUACGACUGUAUCAUCAUGUGACUAUUCACUAUCACAGUUCAAAGAUGAACCUUUGUCGGAGAUGCCCCUUGAGGAAGACAGUGCAUCUGGCGGAGAGGAAGAUGUACCACUGUUAGAGCGUAAGGCAAUCAAAAAAAGAGCUAUCAGUGAGAGUGAAGAAGACACACCACUGUUACAACGGAAGAAACAGAAAAAGAAAGUGAAGAAAGAAAAUUAUGAUGACUACGAUGAUGAAGAAUCGCAACAGAAAAAGAAGGCGAAGAAAACGAAAUCCACAAAAAGCAUCAAGACUGAAGCUGAUGAUGGCCCGAGCCCCACCAAACGGAAGAAAAAAGAAAAUGAAGAACAGGAAGUCUGGAAAUGGUGGGAAGAAUCAAAAACGGACGAUGGAACUAAGUGGCAUUUUCUUGAACACAAAGGUCCCCUGUUUGCACCUCUAUACGAACCGCUGCCAGAAAACGUUAAAUUUCGUUAUGACGGUAAAAUAGUGCGGCUGUCGCAGGACAGCGAAGAAGUGGCCGGUUUCUACGCCCGUAUGUUAGACCACGACUACACUACUAAGACUGUGUUCAAUACCAACUUUUUCAAUGAUUGGCGCAAAGUCAUGACAAAUGAAGAAGCGAAAUUAAUCAAAGAUCUCUCAAAAUGUGACUUUAAAGAAAUGCAAACAUAUUUCCAAAGUGUGUCAGAAAAGAAUAAGAAUCGCAGUAAAGAAGAGAAAGCAGCACUCAAAGCAAAGAAUGAGGAAAUCCAAAAGGAAUAUGGUUUUUGUACUAUUGAUGGACAUAAAGAAAAAAUUGGUAAUUUUAGAAUAGAGCCACCCGGCCUCUUUAGGGGUAGAGGUGAACAUCCCAAGAUGGGAAUGUUGAAGAGGCGUGUGAUGCCAGAAGACGUAAUAAUUAACUGUUCAAAAGACAGUAAGAUACCAAAACCACCGGCUGGUCACAAAUGGAAGGAAGUUAGACACGACAACACUGUAACAUGGUUGGCAUCAUGGACGGAAAAUGUUCAGCAGCAAGCCAAGUAUGUCAUGUUAAAUCCCAGCUCGAAAUUGAAGGGCGAAAAGGAUUGGCAGAAAUAUGAAACGGCAAGAAAUUUGCACAAAUGUAUCGAUAAAAUUAGAGAAACAUAUAAGUCAGAUUGGAAAGCUAAAGAGAUGCGUCGUCAACGUGCCGUGGCUUUGUAUUUCAUUGACAGACUGGCUUUAAGAGCAGGUAAUGAGAAGGAUGAUGACCAAGCUGAUACAGUCGGUUGUUGUUCCCUCCGCGUUGAGCACAUUGAAUUGCACAAAGAGAAAGAUGGAAAGGAAUUUGUGGUUGUGUUUGAUUUCCUCGGUAAAGACUCUAUUAGAUAUUACAAUGAGGUGCCAGUAGAAAAACGUGUUUUUAAGAAUCUCGAGAUUUUCAUGGAAAAUAAAAAGGAUAGUGAUGAUCUGUUUGACAGAUUGAACACGCAGACUCUGAAUGAACAUUUAAAAGAAUUGAUGCCAGGGCUGACCGCUAAAGUUUUCCGUACCUACAACGCGUCCAUAACGUUACAAAGACAACUGGAAGAGCUCACCGAUCCCGAUGCAACCAUACCUGAGAAAAUAUUAGCUUAUAACCGGGCAAAUCGAGCGGUCGCCAUACUUUGUAACCAUCAGCGCGCGGUCCCCAAAGGUCAUUCAAAGUCAAUGGAAGCAUUGAAAGAAAAAAUUCAAGCUAAAAGAGACCAGGUUGAUGAGGCCGAGGCUGAUUAUAGAGAUGCAGCGAAGGCAGCUAAACGAGGCUCGGUAAAAGAAAAGUUAGCUUGUGACAAGAAGAAAAAAGCGCUAGAGCGGUUAAAGGAGCAGUUAAAGAAAUUGGAGCUCCAAGAAACAGAUCGUGACGAAAACAAAACAAUAGCCCUCGGAACCUCCAAACUCAACUACCUUGAUCCGAGGAUCUCAGUGAGCUGGUGCAAGAAACACGGUGUACCAAUUGAAAAAAUAUACAAUAAAACGCAACGUGAUAAAUUCCGAUGGGCUAUUGACAUGGCCGGGCCCGACUACAUUUUCUAGUUGAACUUAGCAGUAGCUAUACUACAUGGUCGUUGUAGACGAUGCUCUGAUGGUCGCGCUGCACCCGUCGGUGAACGAGCGUAUCAAUAGCAACAGUUUGUGUCAAAACACUACUGAAACUUGUAUUUAGUAGUUUGAUAAUGUCUGCACGUUCUCUUUUCGUUCCAAUAAACUACUAAGAUACAGACUCAAUCUGCGCUAUCCAUUAUCAAUCGUCUGGACCGACCAUUAUAUAUAUUUUAUACAUUUUUUUUUUCAAAUUUAUGAACGUUCCACAUAGAUUUUUUUUUACACUUGUACUUUAUCAUUUUAUGGACUUGUGACCAAUAUUUCAAAUGUAUGUAUGUAUUAUAAUUUUUAAGUAUUGAUAUUUUCGAAAAUAUAAAUCUGUUCCUCUCAAAUUUAGAAAUCGGAAGUCUGAUUCUAAUUUAUUUUAGUUUCUUAGUGUUGAGUUUGCUUUUUAUUUCGAUGUUAAGCUUUCUAAGAUUGUAAGUGAUGAUUACAAUCUCGAGUAGGAUGUGGUAGUUUUUUGCCAUGCAAAGUUCAAAAAAAAAAAGUAUAAAAAUCAUUCUUAAAAACUUUAAUUUAAGCUAGUUUUAUAAAUAUUAGGUUAAAUUUAUAUCGCUAAAUACGCUGAGUAAGAUCGUCAUAUUGAAAUCAAGGAUGCAGGUUAUAUUUGUAUAUAAUAGUGUGUCUGUCUACCCUCCUGUGCGGUGUCAUCUCGAGCAAUAGUUUAAGUGUAUUUUUAUCAGCGGCAGUGAAGUAUCUACAGUGUCCGUCGACACACGGCGCAGAUCACGUCUAGGUUAAUGUAAAUUUAUAUUGUAUUUUUGCACAAUGUGCAGUAGCAAAUGUUGUAAAUUAAGACAUGUUAUUUUAUUUUUAUAAUAUAGGACCGAAAUUGUGGCAGAAACAGCCGUCACUGUUGCGAAGGUACAAUGUAGGUAAAAUUUGUAAUAAUUACAGUGUGUGCGUAUUGUAAAUAGUAAAUUUUUACCAUGUCAUAAAAUUGUGAAAUGAGAUUAUCCCAAAUAAAAAAAUUGACACUAGAUA